CUCCUUCCCUGUCUCUCAGUUGCUAUUAGUGCUGGUCUUUUGGGUGUAGCUUUCCUCUUGGGCUUCUGUGUUUGUUUUACGUAUCGCUUUCCUCUUCCUUUUGGUCAGAAGCCUUUUUAUGAUCAGGCAAGAUAAUACUGAGCAGCGGCACCGAAUCUGCAGGACAAAAUGAGCCUUUGCUUUAAAUAUCCAAGAGACAAAUGGAGGUCCUUCCAUCGUCCCACUGCAGCAAGCAAAAACAACACUGGGCAACCCUUUAAAAUGUUUAUUUGGACCAGUGGCCGGAGCUCUACAUCUUACAGACAUGAUGAGAAAAGAAAUAUUUACCAAAAAAUCAGGGAUCACGAUCUACUGGACAAAAGGAAAACAGUCACAGCCCUAAAAGCCGGAGAAGACCGAGCCAUACUCCUCGGGUUGGCCAUGAUGGUGUGCUCUAUCAUGAUGUACUUUCUCCUGGGAAUCACCCUGCUGCAGUCUUACAUGCAAAGCGUCUGGACGGAAGAGGCUCAGUGCUCACUUCUCAAUGCAUCCAUCACAGAAAGCUUCAACUGCUCAUUCAGCUGCGGUCCAGACUGCUGGAAAAUCUCUCAGUACCCCUGCCUCCAGGUGUACGUCAAUCUCACUGCUUCCGGCCAGAAGCUUCUGCUCUACCACAACGAAGAAACAAUGAAAAUUAAUUCUGAGUGUUCGUAUAUACCCAAGUGUGGCAAGAAUUAUGAAGAAUCCCUGUCGCUGGUGAAUGUUGUGAUGGAAAACUUCCGAAAGUACCAACGCUUCUCCUGCUUCUAUGACCCUGAAGGCUCUCAGAAGAAUGUAAUAUUGACCAAACUAUACAGCUCUAAUGUGUUGUUUCACUCCCUCUUCUGGCCCACCUGCAUGAUGAUCGGUGGUGUUGCCAUCGUCGCGAUGGUAAAGCUGACUCAAUACCUUUCCCUCCUCUGUGAGAGAAUCCAAAGGAUCAACAGAUAAGAAUGAAAACUUUGGAGAUUCGAUUACCGCUAAAAUACUGUUUUCUCAUUCUUCACCAAAGAACCUUAAGUUUGUAAUGUGCAAGUCUGUUCUAAGUUCCUUACUAUAUUCUUAUAAGUAGAGCAAUAAUGCAAAAGCUGUUCUAUAUGCAAACAUGAUAUUAUUAUUAUGCAGACAACCGAAAAAAAUACUGUUUUGUGUCGACCGUCUAUAUGAUCUUGUUUUAUGCUGAGACUAGUACUUCUUUCCUUUCUACAGCCAAAAUUGGGCUCAGUGUGACCAUUUGCCAAGCUCAGUCAAUUGACUUUUUCACUAUAAGGGAUUCUGGGGAAAUCCACCCUGGACAAAGGGCAGCAAAUGACUUGUGCAUCACUGAGGUCUCACCUCUGGCUCAGUCCAUUCAAUGGAUUUGUGGUUUUGCUUUUUUAUUAUUGGCUGCAGGGAAAAAAGAAUAGCAUAGAAACACCAGAGGUUUUUCUAUUGUUAGGUGGCACAAAAUGGACAUAUCUUCGGGACAGGAUAAGCAUGCAGUAUUAACAGCCUAAAUAGGACUUGGUGAUGCUUUGUGUUAGCUCCCCCAGUUCAGAAGUAAAUUUUACCCUAUGGUGUUUAAGGUCUUUUGCAAAACACUUUGUGGUUUUAUUUUAUUUAGUGCUAUAACUUUCUUCUGUCUUACCAACAGCAUCUUUGUUAUCUGCAGAAGCUGUAGCCAAAAAAAAAAAAAACCCACAACAACAACAACAUCAUCUUGUUCCAUUUUCUACUCCAAUCUGAGCCCUACUGAUGGAGAUGGGACCAGAACACCUUAUGUAAAGAUUUAUUACUCAUUUGUCUUGUAUUUGCUACCAUAUCACUGUAAAGAAAAAAAAAAACACAAUCAGCUAUUUUUUCAUUUUUUACUUCCAACUCUUUUAGAUUUUUUUACUUGAUAUAUAUACAGAUAUAUAUAUAUAUAUAUAUACAUAAAGAAAAGCUAUAUUAUA
Cygnus atratus (black swan) is the source of this 1952-nucleotide messenger RNA. It is a transcript of the gene KCNMB2, whose product is annotated as potassium calcium-activated channel subfamily M regulatory beta subunit 2. Gene Ontology annotation, cellular component: voltage-gated potassium channel complex; membrane. Gene Ontology annotation, biological process: potassium ion transport; detection of calcium ion. Gene Ontology annotation, molecular function: calcium-activated potassium channel activity; potassium channel regulator activity. The record is from RefSeq and is a predicted model, not a curated record. Bases 169 to 969 code for a protein of 266 amino acids. NCBI's taxonomy places the organism in Eukaryota, Metazoa, Chordata, Aves, Anseriformes, Anatidae. The transcript has 5 exons.